GACGCUUCGGAGUUCGAAGGAUGAACAUCUGAAAAUGAUUCUUUUGCUUUUACUGUAAGAAAAAAUACAUGAAGAUUCUGUGUGAUGUCUGUGAAAAUGCGGAAGCGGUGGUGUUCUGCACGGCGGACGAGGCGGCGCUCUGUAAUUUAUGCGAUCACCGUGUCCACAAUGCUAAUAAGCUCGCUUCGAAGCACCGCCGCUUUUCUCUGCUCCGCUCUGAUGCGGCGGAGGCCCCCGUCUGCGAUGUGUGCCGGGAGCGGCGAGGGUUCUUGUUCUGUCAGCAGGAUAGAGCGAUUCUGUGUAGAGAAUGCGAUGAUCCAAUUCAUUCGGCCAACGAACUCACUAUGAAGCACGAUAGGUUUCUUCAGAUUGGGAUUAAGCUUUCCGCCACCGCUACUCUGUACGAACCGCCUCCCUCCGGGGAGAAACUGAUCGGGAGUGGUGGUUGUGUUGUUUCUAAAUCGAAGUUAAAGGGCUCUGUCAAGAAGGCGGCUGCUGUUUCUAGUGCUCCAACGGUAUGCACAACAAGUGUUUGUGUAAAUGCCCCAACGAACUUAACUCCGACGACAGCCGUGAAUGAGGGCGGCGGAGGUCAGAUUGCGACUGAGGGCGGUGGAUCAGCUAGUAGCAUAUCGGAAUAUUUGAUGGAGACGCUUCCUGGGUGGCCAUUUGAAGAGUUUCUUGAGUUUGAAGGGGUGGGGUUUCCAUUGUCAUCAUGGGAAGGCUUGGAGCCUUGGGUCCCUCAGGGGCCACCAGCGGCGCUGUUUGGGUUGAAGGACACGAAGGCAUUGGUAGUGAAUUCAUCAAAAGUGAAUAGAGUGUGGACAGACGAUGGUUUCACUGUGCCACAGAUUAUUAGUACAACCCCAUCUGCAGGGUUUAAGGGGUCCAGACCUUUUUCAUAAUUAACCAACAACACUUCCAUUCCUUAUUGCCAUUUUCUUCUCUCCUCUUCGCUCUCUGAUCUGGUUUCUUCUUCUUCUUCUUCUUCUUCUUCUUCUGGGUUCUACUUUUUGUUUCAAGUUUCUUCUGUAAUUUAAUGGGUUUCUUUUACAUUUUGUUUAGGUUUCACCUGUUCUUUAAUGGGUACAUUCUUCUUCUUCUGGUUUCUGUUAGUUUUUAAAAAACCAAAAAUGGUUCAGCUGUAAUAUAAUGGGUUCUUCUUC
Molecule: messenger RNA, 1166 nt
Organism: Cucurbita moschata (crookneck pumpkin)
Lineage: Eukaryota; Viridiplantae; Streptophyta; Magnoliopsida; Cucurbitales; Cucurbitaceae
Product: B-box zinc finger protein 20-like
Exons: 4
Coding region: 69-905 (278 amino acids)
Biological process (GO): photomorphogenesis; regulation of DNA-templated transcription
Cellular component (GO): nucleus
Molecular function (GO): zinc ion binding
Source: RefSeq, a predicted model, not a curated record